GGUUCAUAUUUCAAUCUCUCAAUGGCGCCAUAAAUUUGGAUUGUCUUACGAAAGAAACAUCAGACCUUAAAAAUGUCUUCUUCCAUCGAAGAAUUUCAAGACAAUUUGUCUGCCUUGCCGACCAUAUUGCAGAAGAAGUAUGCGCUGCUUCGGGAUUUAGACAAAAGUCUACAAGGAAUUCAGCGGCAAAAUGAGCAGCGCUGUCAACAGGAAAUAGGAGAGCUGACGAAACGCAUUAAGGAUGGUGGCAUAGCACCCAAUUCUCCACUUCUCAAAUUCUCAGAUGAGGCACUUGAUGAGCAAAAGCAUGCUGUGAGAAUUGCAGAUGAAAAAGUUGCACUAGCUGUGCAUGUCUAUGACAUGGUAGAUGCACACAUUCAACAACUCGAUCAAUAUUUGAAAAAACUUGAUGAAGAGAUUCGUAAUGAAAAGGAUAAUGCGGCUUCAACUGGACCUCCUAGUGCAACCCCUGAUAACAGUGUGAAACCUGGGAAAUCUGGUGAAAGUGGUAGAGGGCGUAAGAAGACACGUCUUGCAACCGCAACAGCAGCUGCAGCAGCUGCCUCGUCAGCAUCAACUGCAGCGGCUCCCACUGGUAUGGACCUAGAUUUACCUGUAGAUCCAAAUGAGCCGACAUACUGCGUCUGCAAUCAAGUUAGUUAUGGUGAAAUGGUUGCAUGUGAUCACCCUGGGUGCAAGAUAGAGUGGUUCCAUUUGGGCUGUGUUGGUCUCAGAGAACCUCCCAAGGGGAACUGGUACUGUUCUGAUUGCGUUGGAACACAAAAGCGUCGAAAAAGCAAAACCUAGGGCUUGCUCCAUCAUCUCCCCUGUGAUGGCAUUAGCGCUGGAGAACAGCUUUUUGUGUAUACUAAUUUCAUACAAUCUUUUGAUACUAGUUGUAUGGUGAGAUAAUGUUCGGGUUUCUAAGGGUUAGCUGGUGACUUGUUGAUAUCAGGUGGCAUGUGCUAUUGUCUUGAUAGGUUUUUGGGCAAAGACUGCACAUAAUUACAUCAGCUUUUUAUUUGCUUAUUUUCGAUUCUGAUGGAAUGUUAUUGCAACGCUAAAAAUAAAACACACACACACACACACACAUUCAAGCAUCAAAUGAAUUCCCCAUCAAUUCAACACAUAUGUCUAAAUGAGAAACGAAGGACACAACACAGAAGAGACGAACAAUCGUGCUUCUGUUGCAACUGCGCUCUUGAUCUUUUGUAACUUUGGACACAGGGACAUUCACUUCAUCCUUUUCUUCAAUGCCUCGUAAGCGAGGCCACACUGGCGCUUCUUCUCAUCAAUCAAAUCGUACACCUGGCGGGGACUUAUACGGCCGGCAGUGGCGCCAAUGAACGCAUAAGGAUAAACGAAGAGGGCCCUGUCGAUCGCACGCACCCAGACAUCCGACAUAUCGCUUCUUAAAUCCUUGAGAACGGGAAAGAAAAGUUUCUGCAACAAUUGUUUUUGGCUCCGAUGGAUGAAGAACUGAUGAAGAACUGCUUCUGUAUGUGAACGUAUAUGUAUAUAUGGGAGCAAAACAAAAACUUAAUGCGAGGGGGACAAAGAGUUUGUUGGAAAAGGGAAUUGUAGAAAUUUGUGAGAGAAUGGAUGGUGUGCUGUGGUUAAAUCAUAUUAAUCAAUUUUUUAUAUUUUUAUUUGGGUAUUAUAUUCAUUUAAAUAACAAAAAUACUACCAAGUAAUUUGAUAUUUAGGCAAGUUUUUCAAGCCCAGACAAAAAAGUUGUCUAAAUAUCAAAUUAUUUUCAAGCUCAGACAAAAAAAACAUGUGACCUAUCAAAUUUCAACCCAGCAACUUUUCUUUUAUUUUAGAUUUUGGGCUAAACUAAUUUUUUGGGCUUAAAUUCUGGGGUUUCAAGAAAAAAAGAAGAAGUUGGGCUUAG
Oldenlandia corymbosa var. corymbosa is the source of this 1894-nucleotide messenger RNA. The record is from the annotation of a GenBank genome assembly. Lineage: Eukaryota; Viridiplantae; Streptophyta; Magnoliopsida; Gentianales; Rubiaceae.